Lottia gigantea (owl limpet) is the source of this 327-nucleotide messenger RNA. RefSeq lists its product as hypothetical. The annotation marks the transcript as partial. Gene Ontology annotation, molecular function: structural constituent of ribosome. The record is from RefSeq and is a predicted model, not a curated record. Gene Ontology annotation, biological process: cytoplasmic translation; ribosomal large subunit biogenesis. Gene Ontology annotation, cellular component: cytosolic large ribosomal subunit; ribosome. NCBI's taxonomy places the organism in Eukaryota, Metazoa, Mollusca, Gastropoda, Lottiidae. The transcript has 3 exons.
AGGUUAUUUUGUAAGGCUGUAUUUGUCGGAUACAAAAGAGGUUUAAGAAGACAAUAUGAAAGCACAUCUUUAUUAAGAAUUGAUGGAGUCAACACAAAAAAAGACACCAGUUUUUACUUGGGAAAGAAAUGUGCUUAUGUAUACAGAGUUAAAAAAACUACUUCAACCCCUGGUAAAAGAGCAGAACAUAAAGUAAAGGUAAUCUGGGGCAAAGUUACUCGACCUCAUGGAUGCAGUGGUACAGUUAGAGCUAAAUUCAGGACCAAUUUACCUAGUAAGGCUAUUGGACAUAGAAUCAGAGUGAUGCUGUACCCAUCCAGAAUUUAA